CCGCUCCAUGGCGACUCUAGUCGUGUGAGGCGCGUCAAUACAGCAUCGUAUCCAUGUUGCUUACUCUAAAGUGGUAGGCGAGUGAGUGUGGUUUGUUUUGACAUGAGAUAGCAAUAUCAAGUGAAUAUGGGCACCCUGACGGUCAUAGAAAAUAUUAAACCGAAGGGUUUAGGAGUUCGUCAUGCGCAAACGUUUCUACUUUUCUUGGCGAUGCUGUUCGCGUUCAGCAUGCGAGUCAACAUGAGCAUGGCCAUCGUGGACAUGACGAACUCUGAAAAUGACAAAUACUUCGAUUGGAGUUACGGCGUGCAGUCUAUGAUCCUGUCAUCCUUCUUCUGGGGCUACGUAUUUCUACAAAUCCCAGGAGGCGAGCUUGCCAAAAAAUUUGGGGGGAAGAUCCUAAUUACUAUUUCAAUAUCUGUCAACUCACUAUUAUCACUUGCAAUGCCGAUUGGUGCGAAAUAUGGUGGCUGGCAAUUUGUGGUUGGAUGUAGAGUAUUGCAAGGCCUAACGCAAGCAUUCGUGUACCCAUCAAUGCACCAUCUCGUAAGCCAAUGGAUACCCCUGGAGGAGAAAGGAAGAUUGAGUACCAUCAUAUAUGCUGGUGGACAGCUCGGCAUCGCUCUUCAGCUCAUCGCAGCAGGUUUUCUAGCUACAGCCUGGGGUUGGCAGGCAAUAUUCUACGCCAAUGGUACCCUGGGAGCUAUAUGGACGGUGGCAUAUUUGUACUUCGGCUCAGCGUCACCAGAGAGUUCAAAAUUGAUAUCUGAAGAAGAGUUGCGGUAUAUCCAGACAUCGUUGGGACGAGUUGGAGGAGCGAAGAAAUACCCAACACCGUUCCGCAAGAUCGCUACUUGCCUUCCGUUCUGGGCGGCUGUAAUCGCUCACUGCGGUCAAAACUGGGGCUUCUUCACCCUCAUGACAGAGAUGCCAACAUACAUGGCGAAGGUUCUAGAUGUUAACCUUACCAAGAACGGCGUGCUAUCAUCGCUACCAUAUUUGGCUAUGUACAUCCUUAGUUUCCCAAUGGGAACCAUGACGGACCUUAUCAUCAGACGAGGAUGGCUGAGCGUUACAAAUACUAGGAAACUCUUCAACUCUAUUGGUCUGUGGGGACCAGCGCUUGCUCUCAUUGGUCUGUCCUACACUCCUGAAGGCAACAUGCUGCUAGCGGUUAUAAUGCUUACCAUUAGCGUGGGUAUUAAUGCCGGGCAGUACACUGGAUAUAUGCUGAUCUCAAUAGAUCUGGCACCGAACUUCAGUUCCUCUCUCAUGGGCAUCUCUAACUGCAUUGCCAACAUCAUAUCUAUCAUUGCGCCGAUGGUCUGCGGCGUGAUUAUACAAGAUGAGACUGAUCCAUCCGAAUGGCGUAAAGUUUUCUUCUUGGCAUCAGGAGUUUACUUCUUCACUAAUUUGUUCUUCAUUCUCUUCACUACGUCCACAAGGCAGCCAUGGAACGACCCCGAUGAGGAAAUCGGAGACGUUGAAAAGAAAACCCCAGAAAAGGCUAGCAGCGUCCAUAUAUGAACGAGAUAUUUUAUUUUAUAAUAUAUGAAAUUUUAUUUAUUUUUGUACCUGAAAAUAAUAUUAUAGAUGUAAAUAAAAAUCAUCAUCAUCA
Molecule: messenger RNA, 1618 nt
Organism: Nymphalis io (European peacock)
Lineage: Eukaryota; Metazoa; Arthropoda; Insecta; Lepidoptera; Nymphalidae
Product: putative inorganic phosphate cotransporter
Exons: 11
Coding region: 127-1527 (466 amino acids)
Biological process (GO): monoatomic anion transport; transmembrane transport
Cellular component (GO): plasma membrane
Molecular function (GO): transmembrane transporter activity
Source: RefSeq, a predicted model, not a curated record